Aspergillus chevalieri is the source of this 507-nucleotide messenger RNA. RefSeq lists its product as uncharacterized. The coding region runs from base 1 to 507 and encodes 168 amino acids. Lineage: Eukaryota; Fungi; Ascomycota; Eurotiomycetes; Eurotiales; Aspergillaceae. The record is from RefSeq and is a predicted model, not a curated record. The transcript has a single exon.
AUGACCUUCGCGGUCAACUUUCGCAACCACCUCACGACACUUCCGGACCAUUCUCUAGGCAACACGGUCUUCCAAUCCCGAGUGUACUUCCAAAUACCCGUCUAUGAGCUCCCAGAUCUCGACUUACUGGGGAACUUGAUCCACUUGCACCCGUUACAAGGGUCCGGAAUAGACACCAGAAGUUUGUUAGAGAUCGCAAACCAAGCCUUCCAAUCCGGUGCUGGGAUUCUGGCCUACGACGACGCAUCUCUGCGCAGCUGGAUGGCCUUUAUUACUAUGCAGCCGGACUAUGAGUCCAUGAACUUGCGCUACGGAGAUACCAUCGCCUCUAGCUGGCGUGAUUUGAAGAUCAACUCGCUGGACUGGGCCAGGUUGACAACUUUGAGCUCAACAUCGGUGUUGCCGACGGGGCGUGCACCCUAUUGCCAGAGACAAAGCCAGACCAUUCAGCGACAGCCCCGAAGGCGCCGUGGGAUGUCCGCAUUUCUCUCAAGAUGCAACAUUUGA